Molecule: messenger RNA, 720 nt
Organism: Helobdella robusta
Lineage: Eukaryota; Metazoa; Annelida; Clitellata; Rhynchobdellida; Glossiphoniidae
Exons: 5
Coding region: 1-720 (239 amino acids)
Biological process (GO): ephrin receptor signaling pathway; axon guidance
Cellular component (GO): plasma membrane
Molecular function (GO): ephrin receptor binding
Source: RefSeq, a predicted model, not a curated record
AUGGAGUUUGAAUGCAACCACAACAACCACAACAACAACCACAACCACAACAAGAAUAGUAAUAAUAAUAAUAGUGAUAAUAACCAUAAUAAUGAUAAUAUGAACAACAAUAACAACAAACACUGCAUGUUCAAAACCAGCAAAAACGAUCACGUUAUUGAAGUCAAUCUCAAUGAUGAUAUCGACUUCAUCUGUCCGAGGUAUGACGUCACUGACACGUCACCAGCAUCAUCAUCAUCAUCGUCAUCGUCAUCAUUAUCAGUAAUGACGUCAUCGCAGAAUGUGAUGAAUGUUUUACAACCGCCCCUGCGUUCGUUGGACGAUCGGUCAAAUGAAGCUGAAUACUACAUCGUAUACAUGCAACAUAAGCAACAGCAACUUCAGUCAGUCAGCAUCAACAACAAUAACUACAAAUUUAACAUCAACAUCAACAACAACAUCAACAACAUCAACUACAACAUCAACAAAACAAGGUGUAGUAUUAAUCCAUCUCAAUUUCAGCAUUCGAGACAGAAUUUCGUAGCUUUCCUGGAAAAAGUAAAACAGAAAGACUACAAGAACUGCGUCCUGUCGUCUCGCGACGCCGUCCACACGAUCGUCAACUGCAGCAACCCCUACCGACCGCAACCGAAACGAUUCACCAUGAGUUUCGAAUCCAUAUCGACCAUACCAAAUAAUCCGGAAUUUCAAGCCGGUUCGACUUAUUAUUUUAUCGGUUAG